GUAAGGAAAAAGUAACUCAAUUGCAUAAAUUUUUCACAUCUACUUCAAAGUAAUUAUUGUGCUAAGGAGUGGUUUCUGACAAAAGAUUUAGUGGAUAAGAGUUUGUUCAAUUGAGAUAAACUCUAAUAAAGAUCAAUAGAGAUUAAUGCAAUUGAAAAAAACUAAACAUCUUUAAAAAAACUUGGAGUUUGCAGUAUUUAAGCGGUUGAGCACUUCUUCGCAAUAAGUGUGCCCAAAGUGAACUUAAUCUACCGUUUAAACUACUAAAAUUAUGACAAAAAGUUGCUAACGUCCCAGCUGAAAUUUGUUUACACAAUUCGCGAUACUUCAAACUCAAGUCCAUUGUUCAGUUCGCUGCUUUGCAAUAAUAAUUUGUACGAUUCAGUUCAUUCUCAGACGCAGUUGGUGUGAGAUUAAGUCUUCGACUCUGAAUUCUCUAUUUAAAUUUUGAUAAAAAUGGAUUUAAGUACCAAAUUCUGCAUGAUUUUGAUCAUCACAAGUCUCUUCUUAAAGGAUCUACAAGUCGCAGCCAUCACGUCGAUUUUUUAUCUUAUGAAGUGUAUGUUUAUGCUAUUCCAAACAGACAGAAUACAUUAUGUAUACACAUUGCUAUUUACGCUUGCUACUGCUCUAUUCUUGAAAACGAUUAUUUCGGAACCAUGUUCCAAAUUCGAACACAAGUCAGUAAAAUUGUUUGUGGAAAUGAAUACCAUCCAGAUGCGUAAAUUAAAUGUGUUCCUCUCAGACAUAAUCUUGGUGUCAUCCCAAAUUGCUAUCAUAAGCCUUUGGAGACUAAACUAAUCGAGGUUUACGCUACAAAACAAAAAACACUUCAUGAUGUCUAAUGAGCCGUGAGAACUUUUCUUCAAUAAUUAGUAGUAUCUUUAAGUAUAUCUUUAAUGUACUUAAUUAAUUAUUUAAGUGAAUCAAUAAAAUGCUACAUUUAGUACUAGUUUAAUGCAA
Molecule: messenger RNA, 963 nt
Organism: Teleopsis dalmanni
Lineage: Eukaryota; Metazoa; Arthropoda; Insecta; Diptera; Diopsidae
Exons: 4
Coding region: 457-801 (114 amino acids)
Source: RefSeq, a predicted model, not a curated record